CGGCGCGCGGGGCAGCAGUCCCGGAGGCCGAGGGGCAGGCGUCGGCGCCAGCCCGAAGCCCUGGUGGGAGCCCGGCCCGUGCGCGCGCACCAUGCCCUACGUGCUCAUCAGCACCCAGAUCCGCAUGGCUUUAGGAGAGAAGGAGGGGGAGACCAUUCGGAGUCAGAAGUGACGCCCCUUUCUCUGGGUGCAGUUUCCUGGUCCAAGACGGUGCUGGUCGCCCCAGAAACCUUUUAACUUCAGAACGGUAUGACUGGGCACCCCAGCCGGCACCUGCGUCCCUUCGCACUCCCUAAGUGCUGGGUGAUCCGUCAGCAGGAGGUGGGCCCUACCAUGGUGGGUGAUGAGCACUCAGAUCCAGAGCUGAUGCGCUAUCUGGGGGCCUCAAAGAGAAGCGUCCUGGGAAACAACUUUUAUGAGUACUUUGUCAACGAUCCUCCCCGCAUUGUCCUGGACAAGCUGGAACGCAAGGGCUUCCGUGUGCUGAGCAUGACAGGGGUGGGCCAGACACUGGUGUGGUGCCUGCACAAGGAGUGACUCUCACGCCGAGCACCCCUUUUCUGAGCGGUUGCCAUGGGCCCCAGUCCUGAACCCCCAGUCACUCACUGCCUGGCCCCUCUCUUCCCGACUUGUCCUUUUCCUUAGCCUGGUGGCACUGGGCAGUGAAUGGCCUUUGCUGAAACUUGCCUCAGCCAGUGGGAGAGGCAGGGCCCCCGUCCCCCGCAGCCAGCUGCCCCUCCAGCUUCUCGCCUGGCUGAGAGCCCCGGAGGAGGCUGUGCUCUGCGAGCCGGCUGAGGGGCCUGAAGAGCCAGCUUGUCCCUGGCCGGGACCAGGGAGUCCUGCAGGAGGAUGGCCCUGGGACGGGCAGGAGGGUCCUGUGGAGCUAGUCCAAGCCAAUAAAGGACUGUGAUGAA
Molecule: messenger RNA, 914 nt
Organism: Nyctereutes procyonoides (raccoon dog)
Lineage: Eukaryota; Metazoa; Chordata; Mammalia; Carnivora; Canidae
Gene: GCHFR
Product: GTP cyclohydrolase I feedback regulator
Exons: 4
Coding region: 250-537 (95 amino acids)
Biological process (GO): negative regulation of biosynthetic process
Cellular component (GO): cytoplasm; nucleus
Molecular function (GO): GTP cyclohydrolase binding
Source: RefSeq, a predicted model, not a curated record